GUGCUGGAAUUUUCAAAUUCUCCGUUCCCUCCGACCGCUGAAAACGCCGCUUUUUUACUUCCCACCCCCUUCCCCUCCUCCUCGUUGUGGUGUUUGGCUUUUUUUUUUUUUUAAUAUUAUUUUUAAAUUAGUUUAUUAUUUUGGAUCUUUUUGUAAUUUGCGCUCCCCGUCCGCACCCGCCCGCUCGGCGGCCGCGGGGCGACUCCGGCAGGGCUGGGGCUCGCCUUUGCCUGCCCGCCCGCCUGCCUGGCUUUUUUGCAGGGCUGCUGGGAGUUGUGAAGGCGUGUGAGAAUCCUGGGAGCUGGUGAUGUCAGACCGCUUGGGUCAUUUGAAGUAGGAAGUGAGCUGUUCAGAGGCAGAAGCAUCUAUUCACGGCCGAGGGGGAUCCCGAGCCUCCACCGGAGCUGUUUUAUCCCGGGGAGGUGGGCGAUUGGCACGGCGUGGGACGCAGCACACACCCAGCGAGCGCCUCAGGAGCUGGACUGACUCUCAAGAAAUUUUGGGGGGAAAUUGAUGGUAGCUAAAACUUGGAAUGCGGCUCGCAUCCCCCCAUCUUGCUGGAUUGGCUGGGCAGCCUGGAAAAUGGUAAAUGAUCAUUUGGAUCAAUUACAGGCUUUUAGCUGUGUUGUCUGUCAUAAUUCAUGAUUCUGGUCUGGGAAAAAGACCAACAGCCUACGUGCCAAAAAAGGGGCAGAGUUUGAUGGAGUUGGGUGUACUUUUAUGUGCCAUUUUCCUCCACACCUAGAGGAAAGCACUUUUGCAGGCAUUCUGUGCAGGGGGAAUCAUGUUUGACUGUAUGGACGUUCUAGCAGUGAGCCCUGCUCAGAUGCUGGAUUUCUACACUGCGAGUCCGUCUUCCUGCAUGCUCCAGGAGAAGGCUCUCAAAGCAUGCUUCAGUGGAUUGGCACAAACAGAGUGGCAACACCGGCACAGUGCUCAAUCAGUUGAAACUCAGAGCACCAGUUCUGAGGAACUUGUUCCGAGCCCUCCUUCACCACUUCCACCCCCUCGUGUUUACAAGCCCUGUUUUGUUUGUCAAGACAAGUCAUCCGGAUAUCACUAUGGUGUCAGUGCUUGUGAGGGAUGUAAGGGCUUUUUCCGCAGGAGUAUCCAGAAGAACAUGGUUUACACAUGUCACAGAGAUAAAAACUGUGUUAUCAAUAAAGUUACCAGAAAUCGCUGCCAGUACUGCAGACUACAGAAGUGCUUUGAAGUGGGAAUGUCCAAAGAAUCUGUCAGAAAUGACAGGAACAAAAAGAAGAAGGAACCUUCAAAGCAGGAGUCCACAGAAAACUAUGAAAUGACAGCAGAGUUAGAUGAUCUCACUGAGAAGAUCCGAAAAGCUCACCAGGAAACCUUCCCCUCGCUCUGCCAGCUGGGAAAAUACACUACAAACUCCAGCGCAGAUCAUCGGGUUCGACUGGACCUUGGGCUUUGGGACAAAUUCAGUGAACUUGCAACGAAGUGCAUUAUUAAAAUAGUGGAAUUUGCAAAGCGAUUGCCAGGCUUUACAAGUUUGACCAUUGCAGACCAAAUAACUCUACUGAAAGCAGCCUGCCUGGAUAUACUGAUCCUUAGAAUUUGCACAAGAUACACACCGGAACAAGACACCAUGACCUUUUCAGAUGGCCUUACCCUAAACCGAACUCAGAUGCACAAUGCCGGAUUUGGCCCGCUGACUGAUCUCGUGUUCACAUUUGCCAACCAGCUCCUGCCUUUGGAAAUGGAUGAUACAGAAACAGGUCUCCUUAGUGCCAUCUGCCUAAUCUGUGGAGAUCGCCAGGACCUUGAAGAACCAAUGAAAGUGGAUAAGCUUCAGGAACCCUUGCUUGAAGCACUGAAAAUUUAUAUCCGAAAGAGACGACCCAACAAGCCUCAUAUGUUCCCAAAGAUCUUAAUGAAAAUCACGGAUCUUCGUAGCAUCAGUGCAAAAGGUGCAGAACGUGUCAUUACAUUGAAAAUGGAAAUUCCUGGAUCCAUGCCACCUCUUAUUCAGGAAAUGCUGGAGAACUCUGAAGGACAUGAACCACUGACACCAACCUCAAAUGGAAAUACUGCAGAACACAGUCCCAGUAUCUCACCUAGUUCAGUGGAUAACAGCAGUGUCAGUCAAUCCCCUAUGGUGGAAUAAGACAUUUUCCAGCUACUUCAGACAUUCCUAAUACCUUAUGUACAGGGAUGAAAAGCAAGAAAACAUUUUUACUGCUGCUUAGUUUCUGGACUUAAUAUAUAUCUAUAUAUGUAUAUAUAUAUAGAUAAACUCAACAAGGACCAAGAAAUUUUCAUAUGUAUCGAUAUAUACUCCUUGCUGUUUAAACUCUUAAAACUAGAAAAUGCAAACUUUUGAAACUCUAAAUCAGCCAUUUCAUGCAAAAAAAAA
Passer montanus (Eurasian tree sparrow) is the source of this 2380-nucleotide messenger RNA. RefSeq names its product retinoic acid receptor beta (gene RARB). Gene Ontology annotation, cellular component: transcription regulator complex; nucleus. The record is from RefSeq and is a predicted model, not a curated record. The transcript is spliced from 9 exons. Gene Ontology annotation, biological process: retinoic acid receptor signaling pathway; cellular response to corticotropin-releasing hormone stimulus; regulation of transcription by RNA polymerase II. Gene Ontology annotation, molecular function: zinc ion binding; RNA polymerase II cis-regulatory region sequence-specific DNA binding; nuclear receptor activity. Lineage: Eukaryota; Metazoa; Chordata; Aves; Passeriformes; Passeridae. Bases 785 to 2131 code for a protein of 448 amino acids.